Daldinia caldariorum is the source of this 1750-nucleotide messenger RNA. RefSeq names its product TPR-like protein. Gene Ontology annotation, cellular component: EMC complex. The transcript is spliced from 4 exons. The record is from RefSeq and is a predicted model, not a curated record. The coding region runs from base 265 to 1233 and encodes 322 amino acids. NCBI's taxonomy places the organism in Eukaryota, Fungi, Ascomycota, Sordariomycetes, Xylariales, Hypoxylaceae. Gene Ontology annotation, molecular function: protein binding. Gene Ontology annotation, biological process: protein folding in endoplasmic reticulum.
CUGGGCAUUAAGGUUGUAGGUACAGAGCUGUACCACCUACCUAACCUAUCUUACCUUCCAUGCCUUAUUGACUUACGAACUUUCAACUUCACAACUUAUUACAACUUAUUAUAUCAUUAUUAUGAACCUAGAUCCUGUGCCAUCUUUUUUAUAAUACGUGUCUCUUAACGUGACCCAUUUCACACUUAAAACCGCAUCAGGUAUUUAAUAUCAACGGCAACAUCGGAGUGCAAGAUAAAACCUAAUAGCUAUUCUCAAAUCAACAUGUCUUCUUCCCUUCUUCAUCCACCCAGCCAAUUACCCCCUGCUGUGGCCUUAAAGCAUUCACAGCAAGCUCCAGCUAUACUCAAGAAGUCCACCGGUGCUAUCUCAACCUCUCUUCUCCAAUCUCUAGUCUCGGCACCCGAAACACCUGAAUUAUGGACUACAUAUGAGAACCUUCUAUUGUCAUGCCUUCGGACUGGUGAUGACGAGUCAGCCCAUCAAUGUCUAGGAAGGCUGGCGAACAGAUUCGGCAAUGACAACGAACGCAUCAUGGCAUUGAAAGGCCUCCUCAAGGAAGCUGAUGCCAGUGAUGCGGUUACUUUGAAUGCCAUAUUGAAAGAAUAUGAGCAGAUCUUACAAGACAACCCAACCAACAUCCCCAUAUUAAAGCGUCGUGUAGCCCUGCUGCGAUCUAUUGAUCGGACGUCUGAGUCUGUCAGUGCUCUGAUAUCCCUCCUCGAUAUCUCCCCUACGGACGCAGAGGCGUGGGCUGAGCUUGCCGACGUCUAUUUCUCUCAGGGACUAUAUUCUCAAGCCAUCUAUGCACUUGAGGAGGUUCUGAUCCUACAACCAAACUCCUGGAAUAUGCACGCUCGUCUUGGUGAAGUAUUGUUCGUUGCUGCAAAGUCAUCAGACAACGUGGGCCAAUGGGCUGAAGCUCUAAAGCGCUUCAGCCGAAGCAUCGAGCUCUGUGAUGACUAUUUGCGGGGCUACUAUGGUCUGAAAUUGACUACAAAACAACUUCUGGGUGAUUCAUCUAAGGUAUCACAAAGCCGGACAGCUCACGACGGAUUUGCUAUACCUGAUCAGGCGACACUUAGCAAACUUGAUGAGUUGGCUACCGAGAAGCUUGCAGAGAUCGUCCGACGCAAUUCGGCUGGGGAAAAAGGUUGGCAAGGCUACGACGAGGCUGAAAUCAAGGCGGCCAAAGAACUUCUUGAAGGUGAUACAGCUGUAGUUAUCAGAUGAGAAGCCGCUGUCAUGUUCGAAGCACUACACCGGGGAUUUCACUAGUUCCACCACUGCGUUUGCCUUAACUAGCCUUAUUUGCAUGACCGGGUUUCUUGCAGGAGUGCAAGUCAUUGAGUGACGAAUAGGGAGAAGCCCCAUUUGGCUUGUGCAGAAGGGGCAGGAUUGCUAAUUGGCGCCCUAGAUGGAUUUCGUAUGAAGCGGUGGGACUUAGGCAGGCAGACGUGUCCCACUAGUCUGGGUAAUACUGGGUGAUACUGGGCAAUGCCAGUUUGGCCAACAAGUACCUUGCCGGGCGAUUAUUCCUACAGUACAAGUAGCACGUGGCUCCAGUCGCGCAAUCUUGGUUGUCGCGAAUCAGAAAGGCGGCGUUACAAUCGAAUGACUAGGAAUUCAUCAAGUGGUUCGCAUUUCUAGUGCCUUACUAUUCGACAUAUACUAUUAGUCUGGAUGCACUGUAACCAUAUAGGCACCAUAUUAUGAUAUUUGGGCAGCAAAACGCCACAUCGUCGGGCAG